AUGUCGGAGCGGGCGGAGCGGCUCUCAGGCCUCCAGAAUGGCGCCGUGGGCUCCAUCGCCGGCAUGAUCGAGGUGAUGCUGCAGCAGCCGACCGUGGCCAUCAAGAACGCCGUGCAGCAAGGCCGCCCCAUCCCGUGGUCCGUGCCGGCGCUCUACCGCGGCGUGGGUGUCUCGCUGGCCUCCAUCGCGCCCGUGAGCGCCAUCCAGUUCUCCGUCAACGGCCGCUUGCUGCGCGCCUUGACUGCCCCGGGGACGGCACCGUCGGACCAGACCAAGGUGCUGUGCGGAACACUGUCAGGCGUCGCGUCGGCCGUGCUCAGCGCCCCCGCGGAGCUUGUGAUGACUCUGCAGCAGAACAACGGCAAGAGCUUCGGCGCCACCGUCAAGGAGAUCGCCCAAGAGCACGGCGUGGUGCGGCUGAUGCGCGGCUUCACGGCAACGGCGGUGCGAGACGCCGUGUGGUGCGCUGGGUACCUGGCGCUGGGCCCGGUGUUCACGCGCGAGAUGCACACGCUGAGCCCGGCCACCUUCGGCCGCGCGGACACUGCCACCAAGUCGCAGAAGGCCUCGGCCUCCAUCGCCGGCUGCGUCACGGCCGGGCUUAUGACGGUGGCGGCUACGCAGCCCGUGGACACCGUCAAGACCGUGAUGCAGGGCGAGGCCAUGACGCUGCCCUCGGGUCGCGCACCCAGUACCCUCGCCACUGCUGCCCGCAUCUACCGCGAAGGGGGCUUGCCGCGCUUCUACCGCGGCAUCGUGCCGAGAGGAUGCCGCUUGGUCGGUGCCGUCUUCAUCCUGGGGCAGUCGCGUAUCUGGCUCGAGGAGCUCUUCGAGGAGCACGCGCUGCUCAAGUUCUAG
Molecule: messenger RNA, 858 nt
Organism: Phytophthora sojae
Lineage: Eukaryota; Oomycota; Peronosporomycetes; Peronosporales; Peronosporaceae
Exons: 1
Coding region: 1-858 (285 amino acids)
Biological process (GO): mitochondrial citrate transmembrane transport
Source: RefSeq, a predicted model, not a curated record